AAAAAAACGAAAAAACAAAAAAUAAAAGUAUAAUUGUGGUUCGUGCAAAUGAUCCAACCCACGAGCGCUCUGUUUAGUGUCAACAGAUCAGGAGGUUUUUGAUGGGAAUUAUCUUGUGAAAUGAAAUAACAGAAAACCUGAACCUGACGCGCAGCCGUGCAGCGAAUCAGACCCAGGCAUGGUGCAGCACAGCGUCAGUUCACCAGCAGAAAACCACAUCAAAUCCUCUCGUGUCUUUCUCCCCUAAUGCCUACAUAAAUUAGGACGAAUAUGGAAGCAAAAAGAGACAAAGAUCAUGAAACCGAGUGUGCAAAAAUCAUUCCUGGACUCCUGAAGUCCCGAACUGGGGAAUUUGAUUUGGAGUCCAUUUUAUUUCUUAAACUACGGAGUCUAGGAAUAUAUGAUCUCGGAUGCAUUGGAGAAUGUAUAAACCUGGAAAGGCUAGACCUCUCUGGGAAUAAUAUCACAAAUCUAGCACCUCUUGCAUCACUCCGACUUCUGCUUGUACUUAACCUGUCAGCUAACAGGAUUUCCAACAUUGAACCCCUCUCUAGUUGUGAAAGUCUACAGAAUCUAAAUAUGGCAGGCAAUCUUAUAUCCAGCAUUGAUAGCCUCCAUGCUUUGAAGACUUUACGGAAAUUGGAGAGUAUUAGGCUGAAGGACAACACCUACAAUUACACUAAUCCAGUUUGCAAGAACCCGACAUACAGAAACACGAUCCUUGAAAUCUUCCCAAGCAUCAAGGUGUUUGAUGGGGAACGGGUGGUUGGACGUGGAAGUGAUCUGUACCAACUAUGCAAAGAUAUUGAUGACACAAUUAAAGCAGGCAUGUAUAAAAAUGGCCAGCUGCCAGAAGUGCCGGACUGUAAGCCAUGGGUAGACGAGGGCUUUUGGGAGAUAAAGAGAUCAAAUAAUGCUAUUGUAGAAGAAGCUUACAAACAAUUUAAUGAUGUUCUUCAUGAAUGCAGGCUGCUAAACAGAAGAGCCGCCCAUGCAAUCUCACAAACUGAGAGGACACUCGGCCUCAAAAACCCACCAAAGCAGUAUUCCGUUUGAAAUAAAUGCAAUUAAGCACUUUUUAUUUUUGUUUUUGGUUGAUAAAAAAAAAAAUAAUAAUAAUAAUUUGUUGCUACACCACUAUUUCUAUUUGUUUUUUAAUAUCCACAUGCUUGACACAUCACCUGUGCCAGAACUCUUAAAUAUUCAGUGUUUUUAAUUACUGUAACUCCAAUGCUGACCUUACAGUUAUAGACUUGAGACUCAAGAUGUUCAAACCUUUUUUUCAAAAUUAUCACGUGUUUUGAUGCAGUUACGCUUGUAUUUAUGGACCGUCCUUGUUUCCUUUAAUUCACUCUUUAUUGACUUUUUAUUGUAUAUUCUGAUUAGAAUUAAACAUUGCUUUUGUAAUUUUUUCAUCAUUUUAUAUUUUGCAUAAAAUCUUCUGAUUCAGAACUAAACCAUGGUUUUUGAUGCAUUUAAAUUGAUAAAGCAUCCUCUUACUAGAACAGUGUCCUGUUUUUAACAUGUGUGCUAUAUUAUACCAGGAUAAAGUGGUUACUGAAUAAUAAUGAAUUGAAUAAAGAAUGGUUUAUUGUUGUGUUAUACAUUUAAAGCAACCUUAUUCCUGGUUAUUGUCGCAAGAUUUAUGCCCCACUUUGAAAUGUACUGUAUGGUAUAUAAACAACCUUUUCCUAAAACAGA
Messenger RNA from Silurus meridionalis, 1701 nucleotides. It is a transcript of the gene lrrc61, whose product is annotated as leucine rich repeat containing 61. Gene Ontology annotation, cellular component: cytoplasm. The transcript is spliced from 9 exons. Gene Ontology annotation, molecular function: protein binding. NCBI's taxonomy places the organism in Eukaryota, Metazoa, Chordata, Actinopteri, Siluriformes, Siluridae. Gene Ontology annotation, biological process: outer dynein arm assembly. The record is from RefSeq and is a predicted model, not a curated record. The coding region runs from base 271 to 1056 and encodes 261 amino acids.